AUGGGAGUUCCCAAAUUUUUCAGAUGGAUGAGCGAAAGGUAUCCUGCAAUUUCUCAGUUGAUUGCUGAGAACCGCAUACCAGAAUUUGAUUGUCUCUACUUCGACAUGAAUGGCAUUAUCCACAAUUGCACACAUAAAGACUCGGACGAUGCAACCUUUCGAAUGACCGAAGAGCAAAUGUUUAUUUCAAUUUUCAAUUAUAUCGAGCAUCUAUACGCUAAAAUUAAACCUAAGCAGUUAUUUUUUAUGGCCAUUGACGGGGUUGCACCUCGCGCCAAGAUGAACCAACAACGAGCACGACGGUUCAGGACAGCUCUCGACGUCGAACUAGCUAGAGAAAGAGCAAUAAGGGAGGGUAAAGAAAUCCCGAAAGAAGAUGCGUUUGAUAGCAAUUCAAUCACACCCGGUACUGAAUUUAUGCACAAGCUGACUCGUCAGCUGAAGUAUUUUAUUAACAAGAAAGUGUCAACGGAUCAGGACUGGAAAGGUGUUGACAUCGUACUUUCGGGCCAUGAAGUCCCCGGUGAGGGUGAACACAAAAUAAUGGAAUAUAUUCGAUUGGCUAAGGCACAACCAAACUACGAUCCUAACACUAGACAUUGCUUGUAUGGACUUGACGCCGAUCUGAUUAUGUUAGGCCUUUUGAGUCACGAUCCACACUUCUGCUUGUUAAGAGAAGAGGUUACUUUCGGCCGGGCUAGCAAGUCGAAAUCGAAAGAACUAGAACACCAAAAGUUCUUUCUUAUGCAUCUCUGCAUUGUACGCGAAUAUUUGGCCUUAGAGUUUCAAGAACUAAAUAAACCUGGUGCUCUAGAAUUCGGAUUCGAUAUUGAGCGAAUCAUAGAUGAUUUUAUACUUUUGGCGUUUUUUGUUGGAAAUGAUUUCUUACCAAAUCUUCCCAACCUUCACAUCAAUGAAGGAGCAUUGGGCUUGAUGUUUCAAACCUACAAGUCAAUUCUACCCGAAGCUGGUGGAUACCUAAAUGAGAGAGGAGUGAUUAAUAUGGACCGUCUAGCCAUCCUUCUCAGGGAACUUUCUCAUGUUGAGAGCCGAGUUUUUGAAACAGAAAAUUCCGACCAAAAUUGGCUUAGAUCUCUACAAAAAAGCAAAAGAGACGAAAAAAUUGCAAAUAAGACCGAAAUUGAUGGUAUCACUACCAUGACCUCACAACAAAAAGAAGUUUGGAAAAAAAUCAAGGAGUUUAUUACAAAACGCCAGACAGCGCACUUAGACUUGCCAAUAGCAUUAAAAGCUAAUGACAGGAAACUUUUUCAAGACCUCGCUGAAAAGAUAUCCCUGGAAUGGAGGACAGUCGAGAACGAAGAUGGUGAUCGACACAUGCGACUCUCUUUCCUCCCGCUUAGUGAAAAUGAAGAAGAAGUCAACAUAGCAUCGCAAAAUGAAAUACAACGGGUUAUAAAGCAGUUUGAUGACACAAAAAUUUACGAUGCAAGUAAGGCAGAGUCUAGGGCAGAGACGAGCCGCCUUUAUGACGAAAAAUUCUUAGAAUGGAAGGAUAAAUACUACAAGGGAAAAUUUGAUUGGGGGAGGAGUAACACUGUCGAACUUACCAAACUAUGCGAAAAUUAUGUCCAGGGUUUACAAUGGGUUCUAUUCUACUAUUACCGCGGUGUUGUUUCAUGGUCGUGGUUCUAUCGAUAUCACUACUCCCCCUUGAUUUCGGAUGUUAUUAAAGGAGUGGACGCUGAUUUCAAUUUUAAGCUGGGUCAGCCAUUUAGGCCUUUUGAACAACUAAUGGGUGUCCUUCCUGAUCGAAGUAAAGGUCUUAUUCCUACUGUUUAUCGUGAUUUGAUGACAGACCCGGAAUCUCCCAUCAUUGAUUUUUAUCCGCGAGAUUUUGAACUUGAUAUGAAUGGUAAAAAGAUGGAGUGGGAAGCUGUAGUCAAAAUUCCUUUCAUAGAUGAAAACCGUUUAUUGGGUGCUAUGUCCACCAGAAAUAAUAUGUUGAGCGACGAAGAAAGAAAACGAAACGACUUUGGCGUUAGCUUGAAGUUUACUUACGACUCCAAUACAAACUUUAUAUACAAAUCCUCUCUUGUUGGUAUAUUCGAAAACAUCGAUCAAUGCCGAUGUGUUGAAAAUACUUAUGACUUGCCAACUAUUGGGGGACUAGAUUAUCACAUCGGUCUCAUAGAUGGAGUAAAACUUGGGGACGCUGCCCUAGCUGGAUUCCCUAGCUUGUCGACGCUUCCUUAUAAUGCAACUCUAUGUUUCCAUGGUGUUAAUAUGUUUCAAGCAGAUAGUAGGAAUGAAAGUAUAAUAGUCACACUCGAAGAUACACCUCUACGGGCAAAUGCAGCCGCAGCCAAAAUGAAACUUGGACAACGUGUAUUUGUUGGAUAUCCAUACUUGCAAGAGGGAAAGGUAUUCAAGGUCACCGAUGAAUUGUUUACCUAUUUACCCUCAAAUGAUGGGUCUCCUCAGCCAAUUCAAAAGUCUCACUCCCAGCGAGAAAUCGAGGAAUUUAAUAAAAAAUCCGAGAGAAUCGAGGAUAAUUAUAGCAAGCGUUUAGGCAUCCUAAUAGGCCAAGUUGAAUCUAUAACUCAUGUUGAGAUACUAAAGGGAUUGAAAAAGACUGGUGAUGGUGCUGUUGUUAAGGAGUAUGGUAUUAUUCCAGGAAUAGAGGUUGAAUAUGCUUCGCAAAUUAUAGUUGACGAGGUGAUAAGCGAGGAUCCACGUUUCCUAGAGCGCGAGGCUAUUCCAAUAGAAGAAGAGUUUCCCCCUGGAACAAGCGCCUUUUUUCUCUCUCCAAUUCACUACGGACAACCUUUAGAGACUAUUGGAUUGAACGAUAAUCUUGUUGAGAUUUGGCUGUCCAAAUCAAUGGUCAAAGAACCUGACUUUGGACACCAAAUAAUUUCAGAGAAAUAUCAUGCAGAAUCAUCCUACACUCCUGCAUUUUCUGUCGCUCAAUUACUUGGCCUCAAUGCUCUCGCACUAAGUAAAAUCACAUCAUCUUUUGUAAUAUCAACGCCCGAUUCGCCUCGAUUAAACUUAGGACUAAAUUUAAAGUUUGAAUCCAAAAAACUCAAAGUACUUGGCUAUACUAGGAAGUCGGAUAGAGGAUGGGAAUAUAGUAAUAAAGCUAUUGAGCUUAUAGCGAGUUAUAUGAGCAAGUUCCCGGAAUUUUUCGCUGGCAUUCAACGUAAUGUUCGAGCUAACGAAUACCAUGAAACGGAUUUCUAUCCACCGGAGAUAGCCAGCAUAAAAAUCAAGGAGAUUGUUGCUUGGCUCAAGUCAAUAGAGUCCAAGAGCUUUGAAAAGGUACCCUUGGACGCAGAACAGCUUGAAGCUGAUGUAGUUCAGGCAAUUGAAAAGGCUUGUGAUGAUGCCUUUGAAAAUAUGUCAAAUGUUAUUUAUACGAGACUCAAAAAUGUACCAAGAAAUGCGCUCAUCAAACCCUCUGAUGCUGAAAAUCGUCUUGGUCAUCAGAAAUUUGAACUUGGUGAUCGUGUCGUGUAUGUGCAAGACUCAGGUCGUGUCCCAAUUGCCUGUCGCGGUGUGGUUGUUGGUAUUUCUCGAACAGCUAGAACUGUACUUCUUGAUGUGGUAUUUGAUGCCUCAUUUAUGAGUGGAACAGAUCUAGGUAAUCGAUGCUCACCCUAUCGUGGCUCUACCAUCCCCGCAUCAUCUGUAAUUAAUCUUACAAAUAAACAAGCUGUUGUAGGCAAUCAUCUGGAUGAGGGCCAACAAGAGACAGAAAAUAUUUCGUCCAGUGUGAAUGGUAGGUACAUUUCUUCGCAUCGACCAGGUGGGAGAGGCAAUUAUUAUAGUGCUGAAGCCCCGCCAAAAGGAAAACUUUCUUUUCGUGACGCAGCGGCAGGGAAAUACCAAAACGGCCAUAGCUAUGGCAAUACCAAUAGACCAGAGUUUAAACAGACUUACGGAUCGUUUUCUGAAAACCAUGGGCAUGUCACAUAUGGAGGGAACACACAAUCCCGUGGGAGUCCACGAGGUCGAGGUGUAAAUAUUCCAUUUCGAAGGCAAGAUGGAAGUCGAUCGCCCAUAUGUAACUUCACUGCUGUACCACCGCCAUCCAGCUUAAAUGCUGGUCGAGAUAGCCCGGGACGGGGCCGAGGAUCCGGGAGAGGUCGAGCUGAAAAUCGGGGCUCGAGGUGGCGUGGUACGUAG
This is a messenger RNA of Blumeria graminis f. sp. triticale, 4152 nucleotides long. NCBI's taxonomy places the organism in Eukaryota, Fungi, Ascomycota, Leotiomycetes, Helotiales, Erysiphaceae. The record is from the annotation of a GenBank genome assembly.